CGCGUUUCAUUGAUAGAUACGAUUAGGCGCUGAAAGCAGGUGUAAACGGUAUUAAAAAAUACCGGAGCUAUUUAAGAGGCUACGACAAAAAUGUCAUAUCAGUAGAGUUGUAAACGUCAAACGAGUGAGACACAAUCGUGAACAAAACCUGUCACACUUUUUGGAAUUAUUUCAGAAAAUAAGUGUUUCGCUUAAAAAAAAGAUAUGAUUUUGAGUGGGGGAAAGUGUUUAUAAAGUAAAAAUCACUCAUAGUUUAAGUAAAAUUGUGGUUAAACAUAUACUAAGCCUUAAGGUACAUCCAGAUAUAACAUCAUCCGGCGACAAUGUUGGGCUCCAAGAAGCAGCAGUUCUACGUGCAGUUCUUGGGCUGGGUGGAGACGAGCGGCCUGCGGGGAACCAGGUACACGGAGCCGGUCAUCAGCGACCUCCGCCGGAAGGUAAACAAGUGGAAGUACGCGCCGAAGCUGACGCUGCAGGUGGGCAAGAAGGAGAUGAAGAUCACACAGGAUAUCCCGGAUGAGAAGAAGAAGGCGAAAAGGAUCAAGACUAUAAAGUUCCCUAUCAUCCCGUCACGCGACAUCACGUUCGCCACGCAGACGUUCAACCCGGUAACGGGCCUGCCAGACGACAUCGUGGCCUGCAUCUACCUCGGAUACGUACCCAGGACGCAGAGGUAUGUACACGUGCACGUAUACCGAUUCGACUCCCCGGACACGGCCACAACGUUCGUUCGGUUUCUCAACCACAUAAUUUCCAUGCAUGCGGACCGCACGGCGGAAAUUGAGCGUCAGCUCGCGCAGCAGGGUCACAUCGAGAGCGCCGCCGAGAUGACCCGAGUGCCCAUCCACGUGCAGCCUCGCACCACCCACAGAAACUUCCGGCUUGAGUCGUCCGACGGCAUGAGUGACCGAGCCUUCUAUGAGGAUUCUGGUGCAGACACAGGUUCCUUCAGCGACGAAGGAUUUCCGUCCGGAAGUGACGAGAUUGAGCCGGAUCUUCAGAGCUUGAAAGACGCCGUUCCAUAUGACUCCGUGACAGACGAACUAAAAGCUCGUCUCCGUUUGAUCGAGACGCAGGAAGCGGCGCCAAUUCUUUUGCCACCAAAAGACUAUGACACAAUCGUACGCCGUCAUGGAGACCUCGACAAAGCCAAACAAAGGAAAUGCUUGCAGAUUCCAAUUGUUGGUGCUCAAAACAAACAGAGGAACGGUUCGAACGAGAGUGGGAUCGAAGUCCCUUCACCAACAAGCUCUGAUGGACAACGGAACUCCUCGGACAUGUCCGAUGAAAAAAUAGCGCCGAUGACAAAUGGUUCCCGCGAGCUUAUGUCGGUCACUAGCCCAAGAAACAAAGACAUUUACCCGCCUAAAGAAUCACCUCUUUCACCAAGGGGUUCAGACACGUCGAGAACAAGUUCCGGCUUCGGCCAAUACCGCGGCGGCCUCUCCCGACAGACUUCCUCCACUUCCGGUGUGAGCAACCGCUCAUCCGAGAAUUUUUCUGCAAUUGACAAGAAGUCAACGGUGAUCUACAACGGCGGGCGACAUAUCACUGAUAUUCCGCCGGCAGAUUACGACGACGACACGCCAGUAAUGCGUCAGAAAUCUGCUGGUAUGUACACUCCACGAGGCGUCACCAAAAGCACGCCGGUUGCGUUGCUGCAACCGGAAAAUGACUACGUGUACGCAGUGGUACAAAAGCGCACCAACCGCCUUAGUGCUACCGCUCAAGUAAAUGCUCCGAUGCAGACACGAGUUGAUAUGGACUAUAAUCGACCCGCCGGACCCACGGGUGUUCGAAGAGUGAAUUCCAUGUACAGAUGAAUAACAAAUAUUAACUACUUAAUAGGUACGCGGAAUUGAUAUGUGUCUGUCUUGGUAAAGACAUAGCGAUCAAGCCGUUGUCCGGAGAGAGACUGCUUCCGGUCGGAUCUGAUGAAUUCUUUAUCCGGUUUAGCUGGCCAGUACACAAACAUCGAACGAAAUUAUUGAUCAGAGACAUUCCUUCUUGGGACAAAUAUAAAUCAAUUUGAAUUGAUUCAUUACACACAAUUAAGUUCGGACGUAUGAGGACUUGACAGAGCACCAAACGUAAACGCUGCCGUUUAUAAGCCGUUGUUUACCUGUUCUUCCAUAGACCUUGCAUCUUGCAUUCACUUGUAAUUCAAUUGUUAAUUAUCGAUUGCAAUAUCUUUUGAUACAUCAUUGUUUUCUUUUUCAAUGUUUGUGCACACUCAUGUUGACAUUGAUGAUCCGUAACGACGGUAACGCACGUGACCUGAAAUCUAACAACCUAUAGUGUUUGCCUUACAGCAUUUGUGUCCGGUUUACCCGGGCAGAUGAUUAAUGGCAAAAACAAAUGAACACACGAGGACACGGAUUUUAAUGUGUCAACUUUGCAUGUCGCAGUUACUUCUAAUUGCCUCGCGUCUUCUUCUGCCUGUAACAUCUGCGAAACAGUUAUUGUCAGAAAGCAAGCAAAUUACCAGUCUAAGUUAGCGUUACUUGACAAAUGAGUACAUGCCCGUGGACACUGUUUUUAUUCGGUACUUGUUGAACAGAACUAAUGACAGCUUCACCAUUUUAUGGUUGAUAAUAUCUUGAUAAACUGACAAUGUCUCUGAGGUACAUUUUACAUUUCAUAGUUAGUUUUCCCGCACUAAAUGUAUGACAAAAGUUGCUUUAUGGGGAACAGAAAUUGUAUAAAAUGUAUAUAUGUUCGUCUUUACGUGCCACAAAAUGUCGCUGUUAUUUGUUAAUUGUAAUAUAUAUUUUACAACGAUUUGUAUGUUUAUAUAAUUAUGUUAUGAAAAUACAGUUUACAGUUUUGUUAAUUAUUUUUGACGCGAGUAAAGGCUUGUUAAGCCCCACCCGAUUUUUGUGCAAUUCUGUUUGUAAUUAAAAUACUUUUCAACGUA
Molecule: messenger RNA, 2917 nt
Organism: Dreissena polymorpha
Lineage: Eukaryota; Metazoa; Mollusca; Bivalvia; Myida; Dreissenidae
Exons: 2
Coding region: 324-1823 (499 amino acids)
Source: RefSeq, a predicted model, not a curated record